Messenger RNA from Clonostachys solani, 387 nucleotides. NCBI's taxonomy places the organism in Eukaryota, Fungi, Ascomycota, Sordariomycetes, Hypocreales, Bionectriaceae. The record is from the annotation of a GenBank genome assembly.
AUGGGUCCCGGUUCGUCCAUUGGUAUCGGGUCUACGAAUGGUAUUGAUCUGUCCAUUGGUAGCGGUCCUUCGAAUGGCACUGGUGAUUCAAUUGGCACUGGCGAUUCAAUCGGUACUGGUGAUUCGAUUGGUACUGGUGACUCAACUGGUAUCCUCCUUUCAAUUGGCACUGGUUCCUCGAUCGGUACCGGUUCUUCAGUUGAUGUCGUUGAUUACCACAUCCUCAGCUUGUGCGCUUUCAACUUCAACUAUGCCCGGAGCAACUUGCAGUUUAAGGAUGCAUCUCAAGAUAAUUUCGCUUGCAGUUGUCGGUUCGGCAAGCUCAUCUGCGAGGAUCUGGCUAGUAUCGCUGCUAGAACUCUUGACGAGCCUCUCAAUGCGCAAUGA